AUGAAGACUCAAAGCCUUGCUCUCCUUGGCCUGUUUGUUUCCACUGCCUUUGCGGUACCCAAGGCCAAAAGACAGGAUGAUGGCCGCGACCAGCCGAUCAGCGGUAGCAAGGGCGCACCGAUCUUAGGCGGAACCAAUCGACAGCUCGAUAUUCAGAACCCAGACCAGUUCCGUACUUCCGGUACCGACAAUGGCUUUGUGCCCAAUGUCAAAUGGAGCUUCUCUGAGUCCCAGACUAGGCUGUUCCCAGGUGGUUGGUCUCGAGAGCAAGUCAUCCAAGACUUGCCCCAAAGCCAUGACAUUGCUGGUGCUCAGCAGCAUCUGAAGAAGGGGGCAAUUCGUGAGCUGCACUGGCAUAGAACGGCUGAGUGGGGAUUCGUUUACAAUGGAUCUCUCCUACUUUCAGGUGUUGACGAGCAUGGUGGUUUCACCACUGAGAAGCUUGAGACUGGAGACAUCUGGUACUUCCCCAAAGGUGUUGCCCAUAACGUGCAAGGUUUAGAUGAUGAGAACGAGUAUCUACUGGCCUUUGAUGACGGUGACUUUGAGAAGAUUGGAACAACCUUCAUGGUCGACGAUUGGAUUGCCCACACUCCCCGAGAUGUUCUCGCCAAGAACUUCGGCGUCGAUCCCAAGGUUUUCGACACUGUUCCCUCUAAGUUCCCUUAUAUUCUGAAUGGUACUGUCAGCAAGGACCUUGACGAAGCUCCAAAGGGUACUUUGAGAGGUGACAACUCGUACGUCUAUCACACUUACAAACACCCCUCGGAGCCUGUACCUGGUCAUGGUGGAACAUUCCGCAAGAUAGAUUCGACCAACUUUCCUAUUUCCAAGACUCUUGCUGCUGCUAUUGUCGAGCUAGAGCCUAAGGGUCUUCGUGAACUUCACUGGCAUCCCAACGCUGAGGAAUGGCUCUACUUCCACCAAGGUCAUGCUCGUGCGACCGUUUUCAUUGGUGAUUCCAAAGCCCGCACCUUUGAUUUCCAUGCUGGAGACACCGCUGCAUUCCCAGACAACAGCGGUCAUUACAUCGAAAAUACUUCUGAUACCGAGAAGCUUGUCUGGAUUGAGCUAUACAAGAGCGACCGUGUCGCUGACAUCUCGUUGGCUCAGUGGCUUGCUUUGACCCCUGCUGAUACUGUUGCCAACGUCUUGAAGAUCGACAUCGAGGUUGUCAAGCAGAUCAAGAAGGAGAAGCAGAUUCUUGUCCAGGGCAAGAAAUAA
Penicillium canescens is the source of this 1224-nucleotide messenger RNA. RefSeq lists its product as uncharacterized. The record is from RefSeq and is a predicted model, not a curated record. The transcript is spliced from 6 exons. Lineage: Eukaryota; Fungi; Ascomycota; Eurotiomycetes; Eurotiales; Aspergillaceae. Gene Ontology annotation, biological process: oxalate metabolic process. Gene Ontology annotation, cellular component: cell wall. Bases 1 to 1224 code for a protein of 407 amino acids.